CCCAAUUUCUGACACACCCAUUUCAGGUUUUGCAGUCUUUACUAAUGAGCACAUAAGUUGAAUCAGGUGUGAUAGAUGAGGGAGACAUACAAAAUGUGCAGGGCUGGGGGUCCUCCAGGACAGGUUUGGGAACCACUGCCUUAAUGUACACGGCUCAUUAGAAAGAAAAAAAAAACAAAAACAAACAAACAAAAAAACCUAAGAAAAACUUAGAAGAAACAUAGUUAUUUCAACAAAAGGGGCUUUCGCACCUGAGGAACCUUUUCAUACUUCCUAGAACUAUUGGCUGAAGUACCCGGAUUUUGCUGUGUUCGCACCGCAGGAACUAGGAACAAUUUUAGUUCUAGGAACUCCUUUUGGGGGAACUAAUGAUGCAUUUCAACCGCAGGAACUUUACCCAGGAACUAGGAACUUUGGGGUGGUACUCAGUGUGUUUCUACCACAGGAACCAGGGUCUAAAUGAAGUUCUGGGUAAAAACAAUUCCCCCUCUAAAAGUACCUGCUCGCUAGGUAGUACUUUUUCAAAGUUCUGGAACUUUCGGGGGUUUGACUUGCACGCUGAACAUGCUGAUUGGUUGAGUUUACGUGGCAUUUUGAUUGGUUGACUCCACGCAGCAUUUUAUUUCAACCAUCGUUUUUUUGAAGUAUGUUGCAGUAAGAGUUGUUUGCUAUUCGAAUCAACAAUGGAGUUUAAAAAAUACGACCGAUGGACUGACAAUGAGGUUCAGGCUUUAUUAAGCUUAUAUGCAGAGGACGAAAUCCAGUGGGAACUAGAAAGUCGCGCGCAUGCAACCAGGAACAUGGCCCGGGGGAGAAAUUAGUUGUCAGGAAACUAUCCGAGUGGCUAGAUCCUAUAACUGAGUUCUUAGAACUAUUUGGUGCGAAAGCCCCUAAAAAUACAUCAAAUGUAAAGUGUCACGCAAGGAAUUCUGGGAAUGUCAAUUUACUUUUUUUAUUUUAUACAAUGACUUGUUCUUUUUCACUUCCAAAAAACUGUAAAUUUAAUGGUAUUUUACUGUAAAAUGACAUUAAAUGUAUGGUUAGAUCUAAUACAGUUAUUCACCGUAUAUAGUAGGCUAUGGAAACUGUUAACCAAUUAACAGUUUUUCACUGUAUCAUUUUUACAGUCUUUUACUGUUAAAAUCACAAUCAUUUUUUACAGUGCACAAACUCACACUGAUUUGAUAGGUAGAUAUACAGACAGACAGACAGACAGACAGAUAGAUAGAUAGAUAGAUAACAUAACUUGCUGAACUGCAAUUUCAUAUAUCUGAUCUGCUAAGCAUUCAGCAACACGAUGGAUAGAAUAGUUUGGUGCGAUCAACAUACCUGCCAUCAGAAACACAACAGUCCUACAAAAAAAGAGUAUGUUUUUUUACAACAAGAAUCAAGGCAACAUAAAAUUGAAAUCACAUAGGCCUAUUUCAUUUAAAUGCUUCCAGACCAAAAUAAUUGAAAGAAUAAUUAGAUUUGGAAAAAAAAAAAAGCUUUAUGUAUAAUUGAAACACUGCUCGAUGCAGAUAUGAACAUGAAAGGGAGAGUGUCCACGGCUUAGAGCUUGAUAAUUGAUCCAUUGUAAUUCUGCUCGUGACCGACAGAGCUUACGGGAGCUGUCCACCGGUGUGUGGUGCUGAAAGACAUCACAUAUACUUAACCAAACAAUUAAAGGACAUUUCUGUUCUCAUAUUCAACCGCAAGAAAUAUCCUUUAAUUGUAAGAGUAAGAAUAUAAUGUUUCGUCUCUGCUGAUGAAGUCUUCAGUGAUGUGGAUGAAUAAAGUGAGUCCAGAGCUUCUCAUCAUCUGUUUCUCUGAAGUUCAUUUUCUUCAAUUCACUUUCCGCUCUCCACAAAUCUUCCUCCCAUUCUUUUACACUACUUAAAGUCCAUUUUAAAAAGCUAUAUUGAAGCCUCAAAUUAAAGUUUAAAGAAAAAGAGAAAAAAUACAUAUAUGAAAUCAAUGCAUUCUGUUAAAAUACUGCACAUACCGUCUUACACUAUAAAAAGUGAAGAACUAUUAUGCUAUAUUUACCUUAAGAAGCUAUUUCUACCUGAUCUCGUAAAAAUCACUUUCGGUUACCUAAUACAAUGCAAUUAAAUAUUGGUUUGGCUCGAACAAAAUCAGUUACUUUAUCUUACAACCUGACAAACCUUUAUAUACAGUGAUACAUUUAAAUUGCAGCAUAUGUAUUGCAAGAAAUACACAGAAAAAUGCUAUAUCAUGAAAAUGGCAGUAUGUCGUACACGAGUCCACAGUUCCAGUCUUCAUCGGUAAGAUCGUCUCCGGAACACGUCCUCACAAUAACUGAACACCGUGUCUGAAUGAAACCAUGUUCACAGGGAGAAAUGCGCCUUAUGUGGAGAAUUUCCACGGACUUUCCGCUCCGUCUCGCGCCGCGGGAAGGUCGAUUCCUCUUCGUGACAUUGCACAGCGACUAUCUGUACUUCAUCAUCCAGUAAUAAAAGCGUGAAUGAAUCGAAAGCACGCUUUAACACUCAAAAGAAAGUUAUCGUUUCCUUCUUUGCGAGACGAAUCACUGAGAGACCAUCUCCACAUUCAUUUCUCCCAUAUAGAAAUCUCUGUGAAUAUACUACCGCGUCGUCAUUGACAGCUACAUGUAUGUUUACUAACUGUAAUUCAUCGACCAGUAAAAUCAUCGAUCAAAACAGAGAAUGAAUCAACAGCACACUUAAACACUCAAAAGAAAGUUACCGCUUCGUUCGAUGACUCUGUGAACCGCCGGCUUUCCACAUUUCUCUCCCCACGUUCGCUUUUCCCAUGUUUUCACGGGUGGAAAUCUAUGUAAACGCGUUCUUGCAGAGGGGUCUCGUUCCUAAAAGUUGAACUGUUUUAACUCGAAAACGCUACGGUUAUUUGCGAAAGGUGGCGAGACGCGAUGCAACAAUGUCAAUAUGAUGCAUUGUUACAGAGAUAAACAAUUAAAUGAAACUACACAGACGGAACGCAAAAACGGUAACGUCCUCUUAAGGCAGCUGCAUGUAUGUUUAGCGUUGUCUUCUCCGGCUUCGCGCCGAAUUCCAUCUCUUCGCGCGCGCGCUCGCUCGCUCUCUGGAACGAGCGAACAAGCUAGCGAGCGCGCGCGCGCGGGGGUGUCCCUCCUCCGCAGUUUGGAGUUUGUGAUGUGUCUCAGACUCCGCGAGCGCCGCGCGAGAGCGAGACCUGCGGAGAGAACGCGCCGGAUCCUGAAGCGACCGUUACCCUCCAACAGGCGACCUGUCUUUCUCCUUCCUGAUUCCCCCGUAUUCCCUCACAGUGUUUCUCACAUUUUAGCGCUUUCCUUCAGCGCCGCCACACUUUUUGGUUAAUCACAGGUGUAUUUGUGAUCCUUUGACGUACUUUUCUCAUUCAUUGGGAAUUAACUGACAUCUGAGGAUCGUGUGGAUGCGCGGCUUUGGAGAGAAGCGGAGAUGGAAUUGCUGAUAAUAUGCCUUUCUUUUGGGAUAUUGCAAUGCAGUUCGGUGGGAGCCGACUCCAUCAUUCACAUCGGUGCCAUUUUUGAGGAGAACGCAGCACGGGAUGAUGAGGUGUUUCAGUUGGCGAUCUCUGACCUCAGCCUCAACGAUGACAUUUUGCAGAGCGAGAAAAUCACCCACUCCAUAAAAUAUAUUGAACCCAACAACCCCUUUCAGGCAGUCCAGGAAGCAUGUGAGCUGAUGACGCAAGGGAUCCUGGCUUUGGUCACGUCUACAGGCUGUGCCUCGGCCAGUGCUCUACAGUCCCUGACAGAUGCCAUGCACAUACCACACCUUUAUGUCCAGCGAAACGCUGAGGGAUCACCCCGUACCGCAUGCCAACUCAAUCCAAGUCCUGAUGGAGAGCGAUACACCCUCGCAGCACGGCCGCCUGUCCGUCUAAGUGAUGUCAUGUUGACGCUAGUUGGUGAGCUGCGCUGGCAGAAGUUCAUCGUCUUCUAUGACAGUGACUAUGAUAUCCGUGGACUGCAGGUCUUUCUGGACCAAACAUCAAGACAAGGUUUAGAUGUGUCUCUGCAGCGAGUGGAUAGGAAUAUCAGCGGCGUGUUUUCCAGUUUGUUCACCUCCAUGCGCACAGAGGAACUCAACCGCUACAGGGAUACUCUCAGAAGAGCUAUUCUGCUCUUGAGCCCACGUGGAGCCCAGGUCUUCAUCCAUCAGGCCGUGGAGACUAACCUGGCCUCCAAAGACAGUCACUGGGUGUUUGUGAAUGAGGAGAUCAGUGACACUGAGAUUAUGGAGUUGGCCCACAGUUCCUUGGGAAGGAUGACCGUCGUCAGGCAGAUUUUCCCUCUCUGGAGAGACAGCAGUGUGAGCUGUAUGAGGAACAACCACCGCAUCUCCUCACUGCUCUGCGACCCUCAGGAGGGAUACCUGCAGUCGCUGGAGGUGUCCAAUCUUUACCUUUAUGACAGCGUGUUGAUGUUGGCCAACGCAUUCUAUCGAAAAUUAGAAGACCGGAAGUGGCACAGCAUGGCCAGCCUCAACUGCAUCAGAAAGUCAACCAAGCCCUGGAAUGGAGGCUGGUCUAUGCUGGAGACGAUCCAAAAGGGCCGUAUAACUGGUCUCACUGGAAUUAUGGACUUCAUGGACAAUGGAUCAAAUUCCCACGUUCAGUUUGAGAUUUUGGGGACCAGCUUCAGCGAGACGUUUGGAAAAGACAUAAAGCGCUUGGCUACAUGGGAUUCUGUCCAUGGCCUCAAUGGAAGUCUCAAGGAAAGUCGUAUUGAGAAUGGCAUGCAAGGGGUUACUGUGAAAGUAGUGACGUUGUUGGAGGAUCCAUUUGUGAUGGUGGCAGAGAACAUCCUUGGUCAGCCCAAAAGAUAUAAAGGGUUCUCAAUUGAUGUCCUGGAUGCCUUGGCCAAGAUCUUAGGAUUCAAGUACGAUAUCUACCAGGUGUCAGACAGCAAAUAUGGUUCUCAGCUGAGCAAUGGCUCUUGGAAUGGAAUGAUUGGUGAACUCAUAAACAAGGCAACUGAUUUGGCAGUUUCUGCCAUUACUAUAACACCAGAGCGGGAGAACGUAGUGGACUUCAGCAAACGCUACAUGGACUACUCUGUAGGGAUCCUACAUCGCAAACCAGAGGAAAAGAUCAACAUUUUUUCCCUCUUUGCCCCUUUUGACUUGGCUGUGUGGGCCUGUAUCGCAGCUGCCAUUCCUGUGGUGGGUGUUCUGAUCUUCCUGCUGACACGGAUGCAGAUGCUCCGCUCCCAGAAUCCUCCAGGAGCCCAUCACGCUUCAUCCAUGUCUAACUCAUUGCAUAGUGCUAUAUGGAUUGUCUAUGGAGCCUUUGUACAACAAGGUGGAGAUUCCGUGGUGGGGUCUGUGGCAUUGAGGAUAGUUAUGGGCAGUUGGUGGUUGUUCACAUUGAUUGUGUGUUCAUCUUACACUGCUAACCUGGCUGCGUUCCUAACUGUGUCCCGCAUGGACAACACUAUAAGAACAUUUCAGGAUCUUGCCAGGCAGAUGGACUUUACCUACGGCACUGUUAGGGAUUCGGCAGUAUACGAUUACUUCAGAGCCAAAGGCACAAAUCCAUUGGAGCAGGACAGCACAUAUGCAGAGCUGUGGAGGACCAUCAGCAAAAACAAUGGACAGGACUUCUCAGUUUCUAGCCCUUCUGAAGGCAUACGCAAGGCCAAAAAAGGACCUUACGCAUUUUUGUGGGACAUGGCCGUGGUGGAGUAUGCAGCACUGACAGAUGACGAUUGCACCAUCACUGUAUCCGGCAACAGCAUGAGCAGCAAAGGCUACGGCAUCGCCAUGCAACAUGGGAGUCCUUACCGAGACCUUAUCUCCCAAAAGAUUCUGGAGCUGCAGGAGAAAGGAGACCUGGAUGUAUUGAAACAGAAGUGGUGGCCUCGGACUGGUCGCUGCGACCUCAACAGCCACAGUAAUGCCCAACCGGAUGGUCGCUCGCUCAAGCUGCAUAGCUUCGCCGGCGUCUUCUGCAUCCUAGCAGCGGGGCUCCUGUUGGCCUGUCUGGUGGCCGCCCUGGAAAUGUGGUGGAACAGCAAUCGCUGCCGGCAAGAGCAGCCCAAAGAGGUUACUAAGGAUUACAGACUGGGAAGGGUUUCUGGUCCAUUGACAUAUAAUGAUAUUGCUACUGCUUCAUCGGAGGGGAGCAAGGACAUUUGGACAGACAGAGAAAGAGACUGGGAUGAAGCAGAAGCUAUUGACACAGGACAAGGAGGUGAACCUGGAACAGGUGCAUCGGCGUAUGAACAGUCUUAUGGACGAGGACAUGGCACACAAGCAGAUCCCCGCACCAUCUAUCGAGAUCUCUGCCCUGGACAUCGGCAGCAUGCCGCCCAGCCAGCAGCGGGAGGCUGUGCGAGACUACCCGGGCACGGGCCUGUCUGUGAGCACCUUCCUCCCGGAUCAAGCUCAUGGGGUGGGCCGGACGCUGGCCCAGGGUCCUGGCAGCACCCUACCCCUUCCUCUCAGCAGCUCCACCAUUCCAUCCAUCCAAUGCAAACACAGGGCUCCCAACGGGGGCCUGUUCCGACAGAGUCCCGCCAAGACGCCCAUGCCAAUGUCCUACCAGCCAGUACCAGGAGGACCCAUCCCAGAAGCUAUUGAGCAUAGUACGUCCAUAUAAGGCCAUCGUCACCAUGGGCUGCCUCAUACUUGCUUUUCAAAGGAAGAAAGCUGAGGUGCAGUUGGAGCUUGGGAAACUGUGGCGGUGUACAAAGAGUAAAAAAGAAAAAAAGUACGUAGAGAUUUUUAUUAUGAAAAAAAUGAAAACAUGAGAAAUCAUUUUUUCUUGUACAUAUUUGUAAAUGCUGAAAGAGCAAAGUAAGUAAAAGUGUAUUUUGAAUAUUCUCAAUUUUUGAAGUUGAGUUACAAAAACAAAUGAACAACAAAAAAAGGACAUAUAAACAUAAUUCAAAACGACUGUUUGAAUGGCUUUGUGAAUUUUGUUCUCUAUGGGUAAACACUCAAAUUCAUUGUGAUUGUUUUCUAAGUGCCGAAAUAAAAGAUGUCUCUCCACAUUUUGUUACUAGAUGACCAUACACGGCUGUAGGAACCCAAAAGCUGAGCGCUGAUAAUUAUGCACCCCUUUUAGUCAUAAACCUUCUUCAACCUGCAAACAGUGAGGCCGUUUUAAUUUUGCUUCAAUUUCUGGUUUUGGUUGUUGAUUACUAAUGAAGAUUUACGUGUUUGCAUCGAGUUGAUGUUGUUGCUGGGUUUACUGAUCAAGCAAAGGCUAACCAUUCAAAAUGUGAAAUAGUAUAGCAGUGACUUGUGCGGAAAUGUCAUCAUGGACAAACUAAAUCUUGGCAAUUAUAGCAACAGCACUAAAGAAAGCUUGGGUUUUAAGUUGAUUUCAGAUAAUUAAAUUUUGAGACCAUCAAUCCGUGAGCACAACCAGCCCAGAGAGAACAAUUAUAUUCCUAAAAUAUAACAGAACAGAAUCACAUCAAGGACAUUUAAAACCAGUUCAUGUUGUUGUUUGUGAAAGAGCUGUAUUAUCAUUGCUUUUCUGACAUUCUGGAAAAAAAAAAAAAAAAAUUCACAGACUAUAUAGACAAAAAAAACUUGUAUAUGAAAUGAUUUUCAUAAUUUACUUGUUUGUGAUCUUUUUUUUAAGGAGUUGCAAGGGGAAUAUGUGAUUGGUGUAAAUCAGGAGUCUCCAACCCUGCUCCUGGAGAGCUACCUUUCUGCAGACUUCAGGUCCAACCCUGCUCCAACACACCUGGCUGUAAUUUUUAAGUAACACUGAACAUCUUAAUUAGCUGGUUCAGAUGUGUUUGAUUGGGAUUGGAGCUGAACUCGGCAGUACGGUAGCUCUCCAGGAGCAGGGUUGGAGACCCCUGGUAUAAAUGAAGCCAUGUUAGUAUGCCCACAACUUGACAAACAUCUCUUGCAGGCAAUUCUAAAUACCCCAGCCACACAAAUGAAUUAUUUUUUACUGUACAAUUAAACUUUUACAUUUCUUUUUACAUGCUCUUUUUUCAAUCGUUUUUUGGGAGGUUCGGACCAAUUAUGAAUCUCAGUCGUGUUAUGUUUGUGACCUAAACCAGAACAACCUUAUACAUUUGCAUCUACCUGUGCGUAUUUUCCUGUUGUCAUUCCACAGACCCUCUGAAAUUUGAUGUUGUUCAAAUAACAAAGAAAAGGACAUUUGUCAGCGUGGAGCACAUAGACCAGUUUCCGAGAAGAUUUCACCCUGCACAUGCUUGUCAGUCAAAACUCAAGGUUGUAUCGUGUAUAUUUUGUACAAGUCCAAGUAGUUACUAAUGUGAACCAAAGUGAUAUAUUACACUGUGUAACACAACCUGUGGCUUUGAGAUGCCGACAGUGGUGGUAAGGAUGUGUAAUUUGUAGGGUUAAGUGUCUUCACUGCCUUACACUUGUGCCCCUUUGAUUUCAGAGAAAAACAUUCAAUAUUCCAUGAAAUAUAACAGUAUCAUAGCAUAGUCUGUAACAUUACAUCUAAGGGAGACUCUUAUUUUAUUUAUGAAUAUGCUGCUUGGAGUUUCUUAAUCUUUAAUAAAGAAAUAUGGUUUACAUUG
Ctenopharyngodon idella (grass carp) is the source of this 8509-nucleotide messenger RNA. RefSeq names its product glutamate receptor, ionotropic, delta 1b (gene grid1b). The record is from RefSeq and is a predicted model, not a curated record. Gene Ontology annotation, cellular component: postsynaptic membrane; plasma membrane. Gene Ontology annotation, biological process: synaptic transmission, glutamatergic; monoatomic ion transport; modulation of chemical synaptic transmission. Gene Ontology annotation, molecular function: transmitter-gated monoatomic ion channel activity involved in regulation of postsynaptic membrane potential; glutamate-gated receptor activity. The transcript has 17 exons. The coding region runs from base 3426 to 6572 and encodes 1048 amino acids. Lineage: Eukaryota; Metazoa; Chordata; Actinopteri; Cypriniformes; Xenocyprididae.